Molecule: messenger RNA, 468 nt
Organism: Diaporthe amygdali
Lineage: Eukaryota; Fungi; Ascomycota; Sordariomycetes; Diaporthales; Diaporthaceae
Exons: 3
Coding region: 1-468 (155 amino acids)
Source: RefSeq, a predicted model, not a curated record
AUGGACGGCAGGGUUGGAGAAAUCAGCCAGGUGGCCGCGAUGGGCGGGACAUUGUUGGUCGGCAAGCCGAUCGAGGCCGCAAGACUGAGCCCGGCGGGGAGGGUUGCAAGCGUCGCUGGCUUGGGGCCCGAGGCGGCGAGGAUCCGAUCCGCGUUCACUGCUCUCGCCCUGCUUUCUCGGCACCUGUUUCGCCGCACGGCAGCACCAGAAGCAAAUGCCACGAUCGUCCCUGAGUCUGUGACGUCUUUGACCCUGGACGGCUCGGAGUUCGGCAAUCCACAGCUGCCAUUGUUUGAGGGUCCCAAUCUCGUCUUGUCUACGCCACAACAACACAAGGUCCAGCUAGCCAAGUCACUCAAACUGCUGAGGCCCAUGUCUUUCGAAGCUGCCGUGGGCGCUUCCGCCCCGCCGUCCGCCCAGGCGCCGAGCAGGGAGGAGGUAUCACGGGGAGAGGCCUCUUCAUCAUGA